This is a messenger RNA of Telopea speciosissima, 1897 nucleotides long. Its product is annotated as protein RETICULATA-RELATED 1, chloroplastic-like. The record is from RefSeq and is a predicted model, not a curated record. Lineage: Eukaryota; Viridiplantae; Streptophyta; Magnoliopsida; Proteales; Proteaceae. Bases 203 to 1822 code for a protein of 539 amino acids. Gene Ontology annotation, biological process: plant organ development. Gene Ontology annotation, cellular component: chloroplast inner membrane. The transcript is spliced from 8 exons.
CAUCUCCUCCUCUCUUCUCCUCUCUUCUCAUCUCUCUCUCUCUCUCUCCCUCUCUCCCUCUCUCCCUUGUCAUUUAAGAGAGAGACGAGCCUCCUCUACGACUCCCUUUCUCCUUCACAGGUCACUUCAUCAUGAAAACUGAAGAAGAAAACUCCAGUUGAAGACUGAGAAGAAAGAGAAGAGUCUCUGAGAGAGUUAAAAGAUGUCUCGUGCCGUCCUUCAAACCGCUCAAAUUAUGCCUAUCAACUCUCAAAUCCCCAACAAAAGUCUCCAUUCUCAUCCUCAUCGCCCUUUCUUAUGCUCUAUUAGAAACCAUCGUCGAUCAAUCUCCGUUGGAAAAUCUGGGAAGUUUGUGGUGAUUAAUGGACCUGCUCUGGUGGACGGAGACUUCGCAGUUCACCUUGAGCGAUGCUUCAGGCUCUCCCCUGCUGAAUCAAAUUCCGGAUUUCCUUCAUCAUCCACAUCUUCGUCAUCUUUAUCUGUUAUGAUUGCUCCUGUUAUGAAGACUCAGUACGGCGCGUUAGGAACGGUGACUCUUGAGAAGUCGAAGCUCGAUUUGUCUCAGAAGCAAUCCAAGUCUAGCCCCGAGACUGCAAUUGGGGGAGGGGGUGGAGGUAUCGGAAAGAAAAUUAAUUUUGGUGGUGGUGAUGGGGGUGAUGAUGGUGGUGAUGAUGACGACUACAUGGGUGACUUUGAUGAUGGAGAUGAAGGGGAUGAGGGUGGAUUGUUUAGGAUGCGAUCUGUUUUUGAGGAGCUUUUUGAUAGGAAGUUUGUAGAUGCUGUCUUACAUGAGUGGCAAAAGACAAUGAUGGAUUUGCCUGCUGGGCUCCGGCAAGCGUAUGAAAUGGGUUUGGUAAGCUCUGCUCAAAUGGUGAGGUUCCUAGUAAUCAAUGCAAGACCAACCACUGCUCGGUUUAUUUCUCGAUCUCUACCACAAGGAUUAUCUAGGCAAUUCAUUGGCAGGAUGAUUGCAGACCCAGCUUUCCUAUAUAAGCUUCUUUUAGAUCAGGCUGCUACAAUUGGUUGUUCUAUUUGGUGGGAAUUGAAGAACCGUGGAGAAAGGAUAAAACAGGAAUGGGAUCUGGCACUUAUUAACGUGCUGACGGUAUCAGCCUGCAGUGCCGUUGUUGUUUGGUCACUUGCUCCUUGUCGUUCGUAUGGAAAUACAUUCCGGUUUGACUUGCAAAAUACAUUACAAAAGCUUCCAAACAACAUUUUUGAGAAGAGUUAUCCACUCCGAGAAUUUGACUUGCAAAAAAGAAUCCACUCAUUCUUCUACAAGGCUGCAGAGAUGUGUUUGGUUGGGUUAACUGCUGGAGCAGCACAAGCUGCUUUGACAAAACUUUCAGCCAGUAAGAAGGAGGGAAGGUUAUCUGUUACAAUACCGACUGUCUCUACAAAUGCACUCAGUUAUGGAGCUUUUUUGGGACUUUAUGCAAACCUGCGAUAUCAGCUGCUAUGUGGAGUUGACAGAGCACUGUUUAACCAUUUUGAUGUUAUUGGGGUGGCGUUAUUUUUUAGUGCUGCAUUGAGGAUUCUGAAUGUUCAAAUUGGAGAGACAUCAAGGCUGGCUUGGCUUGGGGUAGAGGCAGAUCCACUGGUUCAAUCAGAUAACCUGUUGAAGGCUUACAACAGGCCAUCUAAGGACGAAGCCAGGUCUUCUUCAAACUGGUUCAUCUCGAAGAAUGCCAUUGUUUCUGGGCUGGGCCUCCUGGGUAUCAAGCAUGGGACUGCUGACCAUGCUGCUGAAGAAGACAUGGCACCUCUCAAAGCACGGAGGAAGAGAGUUAUCAGGAGAAAGGUGACUGCUAGUUCAGCAUAGAACACAUUUCUUCAUUUGUAUCACAGACCAAUUUUGUAGCUGGCGAAUAUUCAAUUUUCAGCCAUCAGGCUGUGC